AUGAUUAUUUUGGUUAUGAAAGAGACUCUAGAAUGGAUGAAAAAGCGGAACUUCUUGGGAGGUAGCAUCCCUCCAUGGAUCCUAACUUGUGUAGUUAUUGUUUUCACUCGAAUGAGGAAGAGAACUAGAAAUUUUAUAAAAAAAACUUCUUCGAUAAACACGAUUUUGUUGGUGUUUCUGGCUUCCACAGUUAUAGCUUUUUCCUUUGAUUACUCGCAUACACUCUUUUUAUCUGUAUUUGAUACUUAUUCCGAUGAUUUUGUUGAUGUUUUGCUUGAUUUGGAGAAGAAAAACAUGCUGUCUGAUUCAGACAUGAUUGCUGAAAUGAUUUUUAGAGGGACUGAUACUGUGGCCAUUCUUUUGGAAUGGAUACUGGCUAGAAUGGUUCUUCAUCCUGAUAUUCAAGCCAAGGUUCAAUUUGAACUUGACACUAUGGUUGGGACUAAUAAAAUAGUGACUGAUUCUGAUCUUCCUAAUUUGCCCUAUCUUCUAGCCAUUGUUAAAGAAACUCUCAGGACUUCGCCUCAGGCCUCGAGAAUCACAGGACCGGCUUUGCCAACAAAGCCUUCCUCGUACUCAAGUACAAUGGCACCCUUAACAUUUUGA
Olea europaea var. sylvestris is the source of this 606-nucleotide messenger RNA. RefSeq names its product cytochrome P450 78A6-like. NCBI's taxonomy places the organism in Eukaryota, Viridiplantae, Streptophyta, Magnoliopsida, Lamiales, Oleaceae. The transcript is spliced from 6 exons. Gene Ontology annotation, molecular function: heme binding; oxidoreductase activity, acting on paired donors, with incorporation or reduction of molecular oxygen; monooxygenase activity. Bases 1 to 606 code for a protein of 201 amino acids. The record is from RefSeq and is a predicted model, not a curated record.